AUUAUAAUGACAAUUCACUGUGUUCUGUAUCAUGUCAGUUGGACAACAUGUCUAAGUCACACAAAGCGAUGGGUGAUGGGGAAUGGCUAGCACGCCUGCAGAGGUUUGCCAGCUCAGGAGUGUGGCCUUCUGGAGAGGGCAACAGACCUGCUCCUCGACAGAAGAGGUGGCACAAACUAUACCAGAAGAUAGAAGAGUGCCCGCUUCAGUCGAAGGGGCAGGCCAGUCUUUGGGGGAAAUAUCACCCCUGCACGUGUGGAUUUCACAAGGGUCAUCCACCAGCCAAAGUGGACGCCGCAGCCAGCACCAGUGCUGUGGGUGCCACCUCCAGCACUAUUGCAGUGAGCGCCAGCACCAGUGCAGAGGACGUAACCCACAGCACUAGCACAACAGGUGACAUCCUCACCAGGCUGGAGGACAUCAAGGCAGCCCUCACCUCCACUUAUGGGUCAACUUUAAAAAUGGAUUCCACCAAAAAGAUCACAAAGAAAUUGAGUGGGCCAGCGAAGGGGACGGCCCAGUGGCUGACGUCCGUGGGCAAUGAAAUCGGUCAGGUACUGAUUAGUGUCCUGACAGCAGACGAAGGCGGUGGAAUAGAUGCGAUGACAGCGGGGUUGGUGGAGCGAUACAGGAGGGCAGGUGUUGCUCCUCCGACUCUGCUGUAUGUGGACUCCCACUGCUGCAAGGAGGCGGGAGACACGAAGCUGAAGCAGAGGUUUAGUGGCUGGCCAAAUUUAAUUAUCCGCCUUGACAUCUGGCACUUCAUCCGACGUCUGGCUGGAGGGGUCACAACGGAUGCCCACCAGCUGUAUCCCAUCUUUAUGGCGAGGCUGUCGGCGUGCAUUUUUGAAUGGGACGCUGGGGACCUUGCCCAACUGCGAAGGGCCAAAAGGGAGCAGUUGACCCAAGAAGGCUGGCCUGUUCUGAUGGAUGCAGAAGUGGACAAGCACAUCUCCAAGGCAGAGCUGGCACUACACUGUAAGAGAAGGACACGAGGGACAGACAACACCAUCAGCCUCGUGGACAUGCUCACAGAAGAGCUUAUUGGGGACAAGGGCAAAGACUCCAUGGGUGUUCCGCUCUUCGACACUGUGCGGAUGAUGCACUUGUGGCGGGUCCAGAAGCGACAUGUUGGCUGCAUUCAGGACCCCCCAAAUGUAGAGCUCUACACAGAAACGGGGACGGUCACCAAGGGUGGAAUUGCCCUGAAAACCUAUAGGUGUGCCAGGGGCUCAACGUCGCUGGAGUCCUUUCACUGCCACCUGGCCAGAUUUAUUCCAGGGAACAGCGCCAACAGUUUAAAUUUUCAGAUCUAUCUGUUGGAAGGUAUAUUCCGCUGGAAUAAAGACCGUGCUGCAGCUGCUCUUGCAGGUGGUGGAAAUUCACCCCUGCGGACCUACACAGGGGAGCUGGUGUAUGCCGUGAACACCAACUACACCGCGUUGUUUGGCAGGAAAUUGGUCCCCCAAUUUUCUCCCCCUGCUGUACACACAGGGGAGCUUAUUGGAGUCCAAUACCUGUUGAGGCAGAGUAAACAGCCCCUGGAGGACAUGACCCCUGGCUCAGACAGGACCUCAGAGUUGCUGGAGGACCUUGAUAUAGAGGAACAAGGGGAAGAGGAUGAAGGCUUUGUGGAUACCUUGGGAGAGGAGGCCAUUGUUGAAAGUUUAGUGCCACCAGUAGCGCCUGAUGCUGCCCAGCCGCCCUCUGCUCCACCUCUGGUUAGCACCCAGCUGCCCUCUGCCCAGGGUCCACCUGCUCCAGUGAUGCUGCCCGCUGCCCAGCUGCCCUCUGCCCAGGGUCCACCUGUUCCAGUGAUGCUGCCCUCUGCCCAGCUGCCCUCUGCCCAGGGUCCACCUGCUCCAGUGCUACCUGCUGCCCUCUGCCCAGGGUCCACCUGCUCCAGUGAUGCUGCCCUCUGCCCAGCUGCCCUCUGCCCAGGGUCCACCUGCUCCAGUGAUGCUGCCCGCUGCCCAGCUGCCCUCUGCCCAGGGUCCACCUGCUCCAGUGAUGCUGCCCUCUGCCCAGGGUCCACCUGCUCCUGUGCUGCCUGCUGCCCAGCUGCCCUCUGCCCAGGGUCCACCUGUUCCAGUGAUGCUGCCCUCUGCCCGCUGCCCUCUGCCCAGGGUCCACCUGUUCCAGUGAUGCUGCCCUCUGCCCGCUGCCCAGCUGCCCUCUGCCCAGGGUCCACCUGCUCCAGUGAUGCUGCCCUCUGCCCAGGGUCCACCUGCUCCAGUAAUGCUGCCUGCUGCCCAGCUGCCCUCUGCCCAGGGUCCACCUGCUCCAGUGAUGCUGCCCUCUGCCCAGGGUCCACCUGCUCCAGUGCUGCCUGCUGCCUGCUGCCCAGCUGCUCUCUGCCCAGGGUCCACCUGGCCAUGUGCCCUCAGCAACGUGACUCCAAGAAGGCCGGAUACCUGAUUCCUGCCACAUCCACAUCAACCUCUGACCCCCAACCCUCUCCAGCUCUCCGGCCCAUCAUCCAGCCCUCCUCUUCCUUCUUCCUUCCCCCAGCAACAGACACCACAACAAUGCUGCAGCAUGACCAGAAGUGGGUGGCUGAAGCCGUGUUUCGGGGGAAUAGCAAAGGCAAGCUGGAGCUGAAGGACAGUCUACAGCUGUGGUACCACCCCCCACCUCCAACUGUCUUAUACCAUCAGGCUCCCACUCCAGACAGGUUCUUCUCCCACCGGCUCCUGGUCUGGAUGCCCUAUAGGCUGUGGAAGCUACGCCUCCAGUGCACCAGCCCUGCCUGUGCCGGACAUCAGUUGUGUGGUGGUGGACUGCACAGGAGGGUGCGGCAAGUGCUGGACAUCGACAACCACUACAAUAUGGUCAGAGACCCUUAUCUGCACCAGGUGUAG
This is a messenger RNA of Conger conger (European conger), 2861 nucleotides long. RefSeq lists its product as uncharacterized. NCBI's taxonomy places the organism in Eukaryota, Metazoa, Chordata, Actinopteri, Anguilliformes, Congridae. The transcript has 9 exons. The record is from RefSeq and is a predicted model, not a curated record. The coding region runs from base 48 to 2861 and encodes 937 amino acids.